This is a messenger RNA of Mesocestoides corti, 735 nucleotides long. NCBI's taxonomy places the organism in Eukaryota, Metazoa, Platyhelminthes, Cestoda, Cyclophyllidea, Mesocestoididae. The record is from the annotation of a GenBank genome assembly.
CCCGUUGUGGACCGUUUUCUCUUCCGGUUGCCUGGGCUCCAGACAAUUCUGCGCCUGACUUGCGCAAUCGAGGGCUCGGUUGACGAGUGCGUCGCCCUGCUCAAUCCCCGGUUGGCUAAAGCCAACUCCAGCCGACAUCGAGCACUAAAGCUCCCCCUCUCUCCCUCGCUCUCUGAUGCCCUGUCAGACGAAGCCGUCGUCGGUCGCGAUGCUGCAGCGACCAAUGGGGAUCCGAGGGUCGAGGGUUCGAGUGGUGGCGGAGAGGUGCUGCUUCUUUCCCCCGGUGGGGUUCGCGAAGCCCUCUUCUCCGACGAGUACUACUCGGUGUUGUGGGGCAAACGUCGUGGCUUCGCGCGCAUCGCCAUCAACGCUAAAAAGCCAAUUUACCCCGUAUUCACGGAAAAUAUUCGAGAGGGCAUUCGUGUGGUCCAGUACGGCAAAAGCUGGUGGCGUCGGAUCUACGAAGUUACUCGACUGCCAAUCGCCAUAUUCUACGGAUACUUCCCGGUAAAACUACGGACCUACAUUGGCGAUCCCGUUUACCCCCGUGAAGGCGAAACAGACGAACAACUAGCCGAUAGGGCCCGUGAAGCAAUCGAAGGCAUGAUUUCGCGGUACCAGUGGCGUCCCGGCAACAUAAUUGUUGCUCUUCUUCAGCGGUUCCCCUGGUUUGAUGCUUGGGUUCAGUCCCGCAAUGCACAAAAUUACCAUUCUAGGCGGCGGAGAGACUCGUAA